Molecule: messenger RNA, 843 nt
Organism: Aspergillus bombycis
Lineage: Eukaryota; Fungi; Ascomycota; Eurotiomycetes; Eurotiales; Aspergillaceae
Gene: rpnL
Product: proteasome regulatory particle lid subunit rpnL
Exons: 2
Coding region: 1-843 (280 amino acids)
Biological process (GO): proteasome-mediated ubiquitin-dependent protein catabolic process
Cellular component (GO): proteasome regulatory particle, lid subcomplex; nucleus; cytosol
Source: RefSeq, a predicted model, not a curated record
AUGGCAAACGGCGCCAACCUCCGGACCCUCGUCUCAGAGCUUCACAACGCUCUCAAUCGGAAACAGUUCGAUGCUGCCAACGACCUUCUCAGUCGCGCAAAGCGGACCCUCCUGCUGCAGAAUGCCCUCAUCCCCACAUCGUCGACAUCGCCGGAGCUGAUUGCCCUUGCCCGGGAGGUGCUAGAGCUCGGCGCUCUGUCCUCCAUCCGCCAAACCGACGCACCCUCUUUCACACGUUACUACCAGCAGCUGCAGCCUUUCUACGACCUGGAGCGAGAUAGCGCCAAUGCAGGAAAGGUGGACUUCAAGACCAGCCAACGCAGCAAGAUCACGGGGCUAUACCUUCUGCUGUUGCUGAGCAUGGGCGACAGCACGAGCUUCCACACCGUCUUGGAGGGUCUCGUUGAGGAGGCGAGUUUGAAGGGGAAGAGCAUUGAGGAUGACCCAUGCAUUAAGUACCCGGUGGAGCUGGAGCGAAACUUGAUGGAGGGCAGCUACGAUAAGGUGUGGAGAGAGACCAAGUCCGAGCGAGUCCCUUCAGAGGAUUUCGGCUUGUUCUCGAAUGUCCUGGUUGGAACCAUCCGUAGUGAAAUCGCCGACUGCUCCGAGAAGGCGUAUCCCUCGCUCCCCAUCUCCAACGCCAAGAACCUUCUGUUCCUCGAGUCGGAGGGGGCGGUCAUUGAGUUCGCCCAGCAGCGCGGAUGGGUGCUUCGUGACGGACGGAUAUACUUCCCUGUUGAGCCAGAGGCCGCGGCGCGGUCCGAAAAGGACAUCCUGGUGGCCAGCACCGCAAUCAUCGAGAACGCGAUCGGCUACGCUCGCGAACUCGAGACGAUUGUUUAA